Molecule: messenger RNA, 249 nt
Organism: Rotaria sordida
Lineage: Eukaryota; Metazoa; Rotifera; Eurotatoria; Philodinida; Philodinidae
Source: the annotation of a GenBank genome assembly
AUGUGCUUCGCGAAUAUAAAUACACUUAUGAUUGAAUAUAAAUCAUCAAAUGGUGGAAUUAUUGAUCGUGUGGAUGUAUUUUUAAUUGAUGAAUUUAUAUCAAAAUUUCUUUCAGCAUAUGAUCUUCGUCUUAAAUAUUGUAUUUCAUAUCUUUAUUCAUUUUUACAAUUAAUUCAAAAAACUGUUCAUAUUGAUGAUUCAAAUACAAUACCAUACCUUUGCUUAUAUACCUCAACCAUUACAUAUUGA